AAUGCCUGGAUGCCCGAGCACAUUCGUGCCUUUGAGGGCACCUGUGUCGUCAUCCCUUGCCGCUUCAGCUACCCCGAGGAACUCCGUCCGUUGGUCGUGCAUGGCAUCUGGUACUUCAACAGCCCCUAUCCCAAGAACUACCCCCCUGUGGUCUACAAGUCCCGCACCAACAUCGUCCACGAGAGCUAUCUCGGGCGCAGCCGGUUGCUGGGAGAACUGAAUUUCCGCAACUGCACCCUGCAGAUCUCCCGCCUCAGUCCUGAGCUCACUGGCAAAUAUUACUUCCGUGGGGACCUGGGCGGCUACAACCAGUACACCUACCCAGAACAUUGCAACCUGGAGAUCAUCAACAAACCCACCAUUGUGGUCCCCACGGAAGUGGUGGAGGGAUCCGAGGUAGAACUGCGCUGUGUGGUGCCUGAUAAUUGCCCCGACAUGAAGCCCAUCGUCACAUGGAUGAACCACGAGAACCUGGCUGAGCAUUCCGUCUAUGCCCAGGUGGAGGAGGAGGAUGGCACCUGGUCCCUCAUCUCUCUGCUCAAGUUCAUGCCGUUGCGGGAGAACCAUGGGCGUGAGGUGGGCUGCAAAGUCACUUAUGCCAACACCACUUUCGAGUUCGAUGGCUUCUCUACCUUGGAUGUCAAAUACCCACCCCGCAUCCUGCAGGUGAACUCCUCUGUGGAGGUGAUCCAUGGCUCCCAAGUGCUGCUGCUGUGCAUAGUGGACAGCAGCCCCAUGGCUCUGAUCUCCUGGUUCAGAGAAGAUGAAGUUCUGCACGAGGAUGUGACUGGAAACCUCACGCUGCACCUAGAUAAUGCCACUCACCUGCAUGAUGGCAUCUACACCUGCGUGGCGGAGAACAUCUACGGCAAGGACAACCAGUCCCUGGCCUUGUCAGUGCUGUACGCCCCUUGGAAACCUGUUGUGAAUACAUCGGUGGUGGCGGUGGAGGGAGAGCCGGUGACCAUCCUGUGCAGCUCACAGAGCAACCCUGAGCCCAUGAUCACCAUCUUCAAGGACAAGAAGGCAGUGGCCAUGGGAGUCUACCAGAACGAGGUGGCGCUGGAGUUUGAAUCCAUUUCCCACGAGGAUGAUGGGGAGUACUGGUGCACGGCCGAGAACCAGUUUGGCCAGCGCAGCACUGCGUUCAACCUCACCGUCGAAUUUGCUCCCCUUAUCCUUCCGGAUUCCAAAUGUACAGCUGCUCGGGACACGGUGAAAUGCAUCUGUGCAGCAAAAUCCAACCCAGAGGCCGUGAUCACUUUUGAGCUGCCCACACGCAAUGUGACGGUGAACGAGACCGACCGGGAGUUUGUAUACUCGCAGAAAACAGGCUACAUCGUCACCAGCAUCCUGACUGUUCAGAGGGAGGUGGACUCUCAGCUCUACAUCGUCUGCUCAGCCCGAAACGUCUACGGCACCAGGAACCAGCAGCUGCAAUUCCACCACUCCAACAGUCUGAUGUGGGCAAAAGUGGGCCCUGUGGGAGCAGUGGUUGCCUUUGCCAUCCUCAUAGCUGUGGUGUGUUAUGUCAGCCAGACCAGGAAAAAGAAAAACAUGAAUGAAAGUUCUAGCUUCAUGCAAACUGACAACCCUCCCGUUGCCUACAGUGGAGACUACAGGAUUCCAGGCAACCUGGAGAAAUCAGAGUCUAAGGAGAUCUGCUCUCUGGAGAGUCACUGA
This is a messenger RNA of Varanus komodoensis (Komodo dragon), 1683 nucleotides long. RefSeq names its product myelin associated glycoprotein (gene MAG). Lineage: Eukaryota; Metazoa; Chordata; Lepidosauria; Squamata; Varanidae. The transcript has 8 exons. The coding region runs from base 10 to 1683 and encodes 557 amino acids. The record is from RefSeq and is a predicted model, not a curated record.